CUUUACUUGGACAAACAAAAGAAGAGGUGACCGGAACAUUAAAGGCCGUCUUGAUUGAGCCCUUUGCUCCCCCUCUUGGCGAGGACUUUUUGAAGAAAGUACUCUCUUCCAUGAGAGCGAUGUUGGUUCGGACCAUCGAGCUCUCCGUCUAGAGCUUCACUCACCAGGGUCUUGGAGCAAAAGACCUUUUCGAUUCGAUGACAGAUGGAUUGGUAAGGAAGAUUGUGAUCAAGUUAUUUUAAAUGCUUGGUCUGCAGGGGGAUCCCAUGACCAGCGGUUAAAAUGAUGUGAAGAGCAUUUAAAAACUUGGGCCAAGGAAACGAAUGAAGCCCAAUAUAAGAAGGAAAGGGAAAUCAAAAUCCGACUGGAUUUUCUUGCCCAAGCCAUUCGAAUAGAGGAGGUUCAUGAAGAAGAAACCAAACUUUUAGAAGAGCUGGAUUGUAUCUAGAGGGAUGAAGAAGUUAAGUGGCAGCAACUGUCCAGAAUUCAGUGGCUGGCCAAAGGUGAUCGGAACACCAACUUCUUCCAUAACUCGACGGUUUUUAGAAGACAUUACAAUCGUAUCCUCGGAUUGAAAGGUCAAGAUGGAAGCUGGAUCAAACAACCGACUCUACUUGCAGCUCACAUCAAUGACUUUUACAAGGAUCUUUUCACAGCAAAGGAGAUCGAGUUUGAUAAUGAUAUUCUAGCUGAUUUCCCCCGACUUGUAACAGAUAGCAUGAACUUGGAGCUCACUAAACCUGUUACAAGGGAAGAAGUUAAACAAGCUGUCUUCUCUUUGGGGCCUCACAAAUCUCCCGGACCAGACGGCUUCACGGGUGUCUUUUUCAGGAAGUAUUGGAGUACGGUUGGAGAAGAUCUUUGUAAGGAGGUGCAAUCUUUCUUUUCCACGGCUACCCUCCCUCAGGGAUGGAAUGAUACACACAUUGCCCUUAUCCCAAAGAUUCCAUCUCCGGAGAAAGCUAGCCAAUUCAGACCUAUCAGCUGUUGUAACUUCAAGUACAAGGUGGUUUCUAAAAUCAUGUCGACCAGGAUCAAGAAAUUCAUGCCUUGCCUUGUCUCGGAAAUGCAAGCAGCAUUCACCGGUGGCCGUUUGAUUCAGGACAAUAUCACUAUAGUGCAUGAGGUUCUACAUCAUUUUAAGAACCGACGUCAAGGGAAGAGAUUUGACUUGAUGCUCAAAAUGGACAUGAGAAAGGCCUUCGACUUGGUGGAUUGGAACUGCCUUGAUCCUUUGCUCAUUGCCUAUGGGUUCAACCACUCGUGGUGCAAAUGGAUUAAAGAAUGUGUCCGAACUGUUCGAUUCUCCAUCUUGGUCAAUGGGAGCCCGACCGAGUUCUUCUCUCCAUCAAGAGGCAUACGACAGGGAGACCCUCUCUCACCUUUCUUAUUCAUUCUUAUGUCGAAUGCCCUCUCCUUUUUGCUUGAUAAGGGUGUCUCCCAAGGGACCAUCCAUGGUAUCAAGAUCAAGCCUAAUUGUCCACGGAUUUCUCACUGCUUGUUUGCAGAUGAUACUGUUAUUUUUGGGAGAGCAUCUAUGGAGGAGGCUGAAGAGAUAAUGAAGAUCAUUAACACAUACAAAUCCUUAACCGGCCAAGAGGUCAACAUCGAGAAAUCCCCAGUCUUCUUCAGCAAAAACUCCCCGGAUGAUCUCAGAAACAACAUCACUAAUCGAAUCGGCUUCCCCUCGGCCAUUUGUCAUGACAAAUAUCUGGGAGUCCCGACGGAAUAGGGAAGAUCAAAGAAGGAGACCUUUGCUUUUCUCAUUGAGAGAAUGGAAAAGAAAGGAGAUUCUUGGAAAAGUCUCACCCUUUCUCACGGAGGAAAGGAAACCUUGCUCAAGGCCGUUAUUCAAGCAAUCCCAACCUUCAUCAUGAGCGUCUUCCUCCUUCCUACUUCCCUCACCAAGAAAAUGGAUUCCUUUCUUCACAGAUUUUUUUGGUCCGGCUCUAUGAAAAAGCGAUCCAUUCCUUGGCGAAAAGGGGAAGUGCUCAAUGACUCUAAAAUGAAUGGUGGGUUGGGUUUUCGAAAUUUCCGAGACUUUAAUUUAUCUUUGUUGGCCAAACAGGGAUGGAGACUGAUCAACGAGCCACAGUCCCUUUGGGCACGUUUGAUGCGUGGUCUUUACUUCCCAAACGGUAGGGCUGGGAAACGGUGCGGUCUGGUCCAGACCAGACCAUAUACACGGUCUGUGGUCCAGACCGAGAGGGUAGAACAGAGACCAUGGACCAGACCAUAACCUAUACGGUCCAGACCAGACCACGCCUGUGCGGUGCGGUCCGGUAUGGUCUGGACCGAGUAGACCAUGUUCAACAAAACCUGUAUUAUCCA
Messenger RNA from Linum trigynum, 2331 nucleotides. The record is from the annotation of a GenBank genome assembly. NCBI's taxonomy places the organism in Eukaryota, Viridiplantae, Streptophyta, Magnoliopsida, Malpighiales, Linaceae.